AAGAAAUCCUUACUAAAGAAUCGAAUGUGCAAGAGGUACGUUGCCCCGUCACCGUCUGUGGGGAUGUCCACGGUCAGUUCCACGACCUUAUGGAGCUCUUUAGAAUCGGCGGGAAGUCGCCAGACACAAAUUACCUGUUCAUGGGAGACUACGUGGACAGAGGCUAUUACUCGGUGGAAACGGUGACUCUCCUAGUGGCGUUAAAGGUGCGUUACCCAGAACGCAUUACCAUCCUGAGGGGCAAUCACGAAAGCAGGCAAAUCACACAAGUGUACGGCUUCUACGACGAGUGCCUGCGGAAGUACGGCAACGCCAACGUCUGGAAGUAUUUCACAGAUCUGUUUGAUUACCUUCCUCUUACAGCUCUAGUAGAUGGCCAGAUAUUCUGUCUCCACGGUGGCCUCUCUCCAUCCAUAGAUACACUGGAUCACAUCAGGGCUCUGGACCGCCUGCAGGAAGUUCCACACGAGGGGCCUAUGUGUGAUCUGUUAUGGUCGGAUCCAGAUGAUCGUGGCGGCUGGGGCAUAUCUCCACGUGGCGCCGGCUACACGUUUGGGCAAGAUAUUUCUGAGACAUUUAACCACGCCAAUGGUCUCACGCUGGUCUCCCGUGCUCACCAACUCGUCAUGGAGGGUUAUAAUUGGUGCCACGACCGGAAUGUGGUGACCAUUUUCAGUGCACCCAAUUACUGUUACCGUUGUGGGAACCAGGCUGCUAUCAUGGAACUAGAUGACACUUUAAAAUAUUCCUUCCUCCAGUUUGACCCAGCACCUCGUCGUGGAGAACCUCAUGUUACCCGUCGUACCCCCGACUACUUCCUAUAAACCUCUCCUCACCUUUGUGGGAGGAAGUCCACCUGGCAUUUUGAAGAGCAACAAUAUUUACACGUUUCGGUAAGAAAUCGGGGUUCGUCUCAACUUAAAAUCCCCGCCGUGGACCAAAAUGUGCCAUACAGAGGACGAAGAGCAUUUAGCACAACAUGAGACUGAAUUCCUGGCGACACGCUCGGUACCCCGCGCCCAUCAGUCAGUUUGCCUGCUGUAUUUGUAGUCAUUGUUUUUCUUCUGGACUGGUCAGAGAGGAAAAGGUAACUGAGAACAACUUCCAUCUCCUUUGAGGCUUCUUUGUAAAUUUUUAAUUCUAGUGUUUAAUGGGCAUGAAUUAGAGUUUGUUUUGGAGGGAAACGCACACUAACCUCUUCCCACACCACUCUUUAUUUGACGGAAAGACGGAUCAACUGAACUGGA
Messenger RNA from Antrostomus carolinensis (chuck-will's-widow), 1247 nucleotides. Its product is annotated as serine/threonine-protein phosphatase 2A catalytic subunit beta isoform. Lineage: Eukaryota; Metazoa; Chordata; Aves; Caprimulgiformes; Caprimulgidae. The coding region runs from base 90 to 824 and encodes 244 amino acids. The transcript is spliced from 6 exons. The record is from RefSeq and is a predicted model, not a curated record. Gene Ontology annotation, molecular function: protein serine/threonine phosphatase activity.